AUGUUAUUGGGGACCCUCACAGUCCGAGAGACCCUAACAUACUCGGCCCACCUAAGGCUCCCGACCUCCAUGACCAAACACGAGAUACGAGCCGUGAUAAACAACACUAUCUCGGAGGUCGGCCUGCAGGAGUGUGCCGAGCGCAGAGUAGGCAACUGGCGGCUGAGGGGCAUAAGCGGCGGCGAAAAGAAAAGGCUGAGUAUCGCGCUCGAGAUUUUGGUGCAGCCACGCAUACUGUUGCUGGACGAGCCCACCACAGGCCUCGAUAGUGCAGCCUCAUUCUUCUUGGUACAGGCCAUCAAGGAUCUUGCACAGGAUGGGAGGACCGUGAUCUUGUCCACUCACCAGCCGAGUAGUCAGGUUUUUGCUCUCUUUGAUGACCUCUACUUGCUUUCAGGGGGCGAGACCGUCUAUUUUGGGGAAGCUCCGAUGGCGGUCAAGUUUUUUGCCGAAGUAGGAUUUCCAUGUCCGAGUAAGAGAAACCCUUCGGAUCAUUUUCUGCGCUGCAUCAACUCCGAUUUUGACCUCGUCAUUGCCAAAUUAAAGAGUUCACAAAGACUUUGUGACAGACAAAUAGCAUCAGAUCCUUUGAUGAAUUUGACAGCGUCCGACAUAAGAUCAACUCUUGUUGAGAAAUACAAGCAAUCAGAAUAUGCAAAAAUGGCAAGAAUCAAGCUUCACGAAUUCUCCAAAAACCAAGAACUUGAACUUGAAACACUUAGAGGAAGCCAAGCAACGUGGUGGAAGCAGUUGUCGACAUUGACACGAAGGUCGUUCGUGAACAUGUGUAGGGACUCUGGAUAUUACUGGUCCCGGUUAGUCACGUACACAAUUGUUUCUCUAUGUGUCGGGACUUUAUUCUAUGAUGUGGGCACAAGUUACACGGCCAUAUUUGCAAGGAGAGGAUGUGCUGGUUUCAUGGUCUGCUUUAUAUCUUUCAUGUCCGCUGGAGGUUUCCAAUCCUUUGUCGAGGAAAUGAAGGUGUUUUUUCGAGAAAGGAUUAACGGGUAUUAUGGCGUAGGCGUGUUCAUACUGUCAAACUUCGUCUCAUCUUUCCCGUUCUUGGUUGCAAUGUCGGCAGUUAGUGGGUCAAUCACGUAUUACAUGGUAUUCGAGGCCGAAUUUUCUCGUUUCGUGUUUUACUCUCUCAAUCUGUUUGGAUGUAUAGCUAUGGUGGAGAGUGUGAUGAUGACUGUGGCUGCUUUGGUUCCUCAUUUCUUGAUGGGCAUUCUAACUGGAUCUGGAGUUCUUGGGAUUAUGAUGAUGACAUCCGGUUUCUUCAGAUUCUUGCCCGACCUUCCGAAGCCUAUUUGGCGAUAUCCUGUUUCGUUCAUCGGGUACGGUUCGUGGGCACUUCAGGGAGAAUACAAGAAUGCAUUGAUCGGGCUCAUGUUCGACCCCAUAAUGCCCGGUGACCCUAAAAUAACGGGCGAAUAUGUGGUGAAGAAUAUAUUUGGAGUCUCGUUAUCUCAUUCAAAGUGGUGGGAUUUAGCUGCCCUGCAUCUCCUCUUUGUGACUUACCGAGUAAUGUUCUUCCUUCUCCUCAAGUUUAAGGAGACUCGACUCGCAUCCAUCUUUCGUUCGGUUUUUGACAAGAGAAUCUUACGUUAUCUCAAAAGACAUCCUUAG
Striga hermonthica is the source of this 1629-nucleotide messenger RNA. The record is from the annotation of a GenBank genome assembly. NCBI's taxonomy places the organism in Eukaryota, Viridiplantae, Streptophyta, Magnoliopsida, Lamiales, Orobanchaceae.